UCACGGGCAAUGACAAAGGGCAGCCAUGCGCAACCGAAAGACCCCAAAUCAAGAUGGCCGCGCCCGUGACAGACACUGGAGAGUUUGAAAGCUGGCUUUAUGGUCGACUAGAGUCGUUGGAAGUGGACUGUGAGGUGUAUGGGGCGUAUAUUUUAGGGGUCCUACAAGAAGAUGAGAGCGACGAGGAGAAAGAAGAGGCGCUUCAAGGAAUUUUAUCCGCAUUUCUGGCGGAGGACACUGUGGAAGAUGUCUGCAAACAGAUCAUCAUGCAGUGGACAGCAUGUUGCAGCCGAUCAGCAGCCAAAAGAGAUGCUGAUGAUGCUGAGGUCCAGGCUAUCGCCAGCAUGAUAGAAAAACAAGCUCAGAUUGUGGUGAAACAGAAGGAGGUGACCAAGGAGUCGAAGAAGAGGAAAGAAGCCCUCCUUGCUCAGUAUGCUAACGUAACAGAUGAAGAGGAUGAAGCUGAGGAAGAGGAGCAAACAAGUGGGAAUAACCUCCCAGGAAAUGAUAAAUCCCUGUUUAAGAACACCAACGUGGAGGAGGUGCUACACAGACGAAAACAAAUGCGGGAACAGGCUCGCGAAGACGCUCACAAGAAGAAGGAGAUGGACAAGAUGCAGCGGGAGAAGGACAAACUAGCCAAACAAGACAGAAAAGAAAAGGAGAAGAAGCGUACUCAGAAAAAUGAACGCAAAAGAUAAAACUAACAGAAAGGACACUCUGUGAAAAGGUUUUGUUACAUGACAAAAACUGGAAAAAAAAAAAAGAAGUCAUUGCCUCUUUAUAGCUAAACCUCACCGGCACUUUUCAGUAUUGUCUACAUGAUUUCAUCAAACCAUCCUUUUCAUUUACUUCUACAAUGUGUGAAGAAGAAUGUCCUGGGUUAUGUUCAAGUCCAGUCCUGAUCUUUAUUCCCAUUGUAUACUGAUAUGGAAAGAUGUUUAGAAAUAAAGCUGCAAAUCUUUAUAUGAUGAUGACUGCGAUUAGUCUUGUCAUUAACAAAAAGUGCGUGUAUGUUUAAGUUUUGAGGUACGUCUGAAAUAAUCAGUCACAUUAAAUGGAUUGAUCAUGGUAUUAAAAAAAAAAAA
Monopterus albus (swamp eel) is the source of this 1088-nucleotide messenger RNA. It is a transcript of the gene ccdc43, whose product is annotated as coiled-coil domain containing 43. Lineage: Eukaryota; Metazoa; Chordata; Actinopteri; Synbranchiformes; Synbranchidae. The coding region runs from base 54 to 701 and encodes 215 amino acids. The record is from RefSeq and is a predicted model, not a curated record. The transcript is spliced from 5 exons.